AUGAAGCCCAACUACGUACUACAGAGCGUGCGGUCGCUGGAUUGGGACACAGCUAUAUUUCAGAAGAAAAUAAACACCACCUACAUCAUCCCCUACCCAAGACCUGCCAUUGUAACUCAACCUGUUGACAUACAUUACAACUUCUGCAAGUUAAAACCACUGUCCCCUGAGGAGACUCUUGAAGAACAACUUCUGCUAGAGUCCAUUGCUUGGCCUGAAACCCCAUCUUUACCAUCACCUCUUUUUAUGAAUAGCAGCAGUGAUCCAGCCCACAGCACCUUCACCAUUCUCCCCAGGAAGAGAGAGGGACAGUGGCAAAUAGGGGAUAACCUGGAGGCCCUGAUCAAAAUAUAUGACUUCAUGGGCCGUCCAAAGAAGUAUGGGGGAGACGUCUUACUUGCCCAGCUGCACAACCCCACCCUUGGUGCUGGUGUUGCAGGACAAGUGGUGGAUCAUCUCAAUGGUUCCUACUCUGCUGUAUUCUCUUUACUCUGGGAAGGAAGCGCACAGGUUGAGGUGACACUGGUUCAUCCCAGUGAGGCAGUCACAGAGCUGCGCAGGGUGAACAUAGAAGAACCCGACAGGAUCUACUUCAAGAGUCAGUUCCGCUCGAGCUUGCUCACUAGAACAACCACCUGCAACGUAUGUUUACGUCCAACCCAGCCUGUGUGCAACUACACAGAUUUACGUACAGGUGAGCCAUGGUUCUGCUAUAAGCCAGAAAAUAUGAGUUGUGACACCAGGAUCAGCAACUACAAUGGAGGAUAUAAAGAAAGCCUGACAACCAUGGAGAAGCUUUUUCAGAGCGGCGUAAACAUGAAAGUCUCCAUUCCAGCUUCAGGACCUGCCAAUGUCACUGUUUUUCCAAAGCAGAAAGCGAUUUCGAGAUUUCGAGCGAGCCGGAUGUCGGAGGGGGAGCAGCCAUUCGCUUGGGCUCGUCAGCUGGAAGACACUGCGGCGAGUUGGUUGCGGUCGGGUCUGACGGAGGAGGAGGCGCGGUUGCUGAACCUGGUGGUCUUGGAGCAGUUUGUGGAGGGCCUGCCGGAAGCUACGGCUCACUGGGUCUGCUGUCACCGUCCGCCGGACCUGACCACUGCCGUGACACUGGCGGAAGAUCACCUGGCAGCGGGACUGCUGCCGGCUCCCCAAGCGUCGCGGCCGAGGGGAGGGGCCUCGGAGCGGCCGCCGCUGCCUGCUGCUAGGAGGAGGAGAGGCGUGACCCGACGCCAGCCCGGAGCCACAGGGAGCCGCACAAACGCUGGGACCAGAUUGCUAGAAGUGCGGACGGCCGGGACAUCUGCGCCGGGACUGCCUGCUAAUGGAGGUCGGUCAGGUGUGGUCGGUCAGGUGUUCCGAGUCGCUGGGGCUCCAGCACCUGCUCCUGGUCCGGAGGGACGUACCGCAUACCGGGGCAAAACGCAUAGAGUUAAGGUGGCGGUUAGCCCGCGCCUGUCGCAUCCCCUUAUUUUGGGCACGGAUUGGUUCCACAGCUUAUUGGGGCAGUACGCGGGGAUGCGAUCGCGGUCUGUAAAUUCGUGUGAUGUUUGCGCGGCGCUGAGCAGUGAUGUGGGGUCGACUGACACAGACUCUGGGGGGGAGGAGGUGGACGGGACUUCUACAGAAGCCCCACUGCCUCCCGUUAUGCACCCCACGGAAGAUUUUCCACUAGAGCAGUCUCGGGACGACACCCUAUGCUCAGCCUAUGACCAAGUGAUAGAUAUUGAUGGUCGCUUGGUGUGCCCUGACGCUGCGCGGACUUACCCUCAUUUCCAAUUGCGGAACGAUCGGCUUUAUCGAGUGAGCCGCGACACUCACACUAAUGAGAUCCGCACCCAGUUGUUGGUGUCGCAAAGCCGCCGGGAAACGAUUUUUCAGGCGGCUCAUUCGAACCCCAUGGCAGGGCAUUUGGGUUGUGAGAAAACUCUGGAGUGCAUAAUGGCCCGAUUCUAUUGGCCGGGAAGUUGGGCCGACGUGCGCCGCUGCUGUCAGUUAGAGGUGAACAGCAGUAGUGUGGAGUCUAAACCGUCUGGCUAUUACUACCAGGAUGUGUGGCGAGCACUAGGUGGGACCACCGUUCAUCAGUUCAACACUUCCUCAGCCAUCACUCGGUGUCUGAAAGGAAAGCUGGUCCAUAUGUAUGGAGACUCCACAAUGAGGCAGUGGUUUGAGUACCUUAAUGCAGCACUACCAGAUCUAAAGGAGUUUAACCUUCAUAGCCACAAAUCAGUCGGACCUUUAAUGGCCCUGGACUAUGCAAAUAACAUCUUUGUGAUGUUCCGCGCCCAUGGUCCUCCUCUACGUACUGUCAGUGUCCCAUCCAUGGAGCUGCAUUAUAUUGCCAAUGAGCUGGACAAUGUGCUUGGAGGCAGUAACACUGUAGUAGUUUUUGGCAUCUGGGCACACUUUGACACUUUCCCUAUUGGGUUCUACAUUCGUCGACUGAUGUCCAUCCGCAGUGCAGUGGUACGGCUACUGUCCAGGGCUCCAGACACAGUGGUUGUCAUUCGGACUGGAAAUCCCAAACCUUAUACAAUUCUUGGCGCAUUUGUUAACAGCGACUGGUACACUUUUCAGCGGCUAAAGGCACUCAAGGCUAUAUUCAAAGGAUUGAAUGUCCAUCUGGUGGAUGCCUGGGAGAUGGUUCUGGCCCACCACCUGCCACACAGCAUGCACCCACAACCUUCAAUUAUCAAGAACAUGAUUAAUGUUUUCUUGUCAUACAUAUGUCCGCCAAAGGGCGGAUUCACUAGUUGGGCCGACUUCCUCAUUUUAGGUUUGAAAGCGUUUAGUGGGUAA
This is a messenger RNA of Pundamilia nyererei, 2796 nucleotides long. RefSeq names its product NXPE family member 3-like. The coding region runs from base 1 to 2796 and encodes 931 amino acids. NCBI's taxonomy places the organism in Eukaryota, Metazoa, Chordata, Actinopteri, Cichliformes, Cichlidae. The transcript has 9 exons. The record is from RefSeq and is a predicted model, not a curated record.